This is a messenger RNA of Zingiber officinale, 888 nucleotides long. Its product is annotated as VQ motif-containing protein 20-like. Gene Ontology annotation, cellular component: nucleus. The transcript has a single exon. Lineage: Eukaryota; Viridiplantae; Streptophyta; Magnoliopsida; Zingiberales; Zingiberaceae. The record is from RefSeq and is a predicted model, not a curated record. Bases 13 to 414 code for a protein of 133 amino acids.
ACCACAACCGGCAUGCCUUCCUCCAGAAGCGAGCUCCGAGGGCCAAGACCUCCUCCUCUGAGCGUGAACAAGGCAUCAUGGAAGGCAAAGAAGCAGGCCGCCGGCGGCAGCCGAGACCGUAUCGCCGUCUUCUACGUGCACUCGCCGAAGGUGAUCCACACCAGUCCGCAAGAUUUCAUGAGCGUGGUGCAGCGCUUGACCGGAAAAUCGCCACCGUCAUCAUCGUCCUCACUCCGUGGCUCCGGCCACAGCGCCGACGAGAUCGGAGCAAGAGGAGGAGGUGGCGGUGAAGACCCCUUGCUGCUUACGCUGGGCUCAUCAUCAUCCAUGGCGUCGCCGGCCAUUUCUCCGAGUGUGUUUUUCUCUUCUCCCGACUACACAUCAGCCCUCUGUUCUAAUCGGAAGGGGUUUUAGUUUAUUAAUCAUGUGCCUUUAAAGGCGGUUCGUUGGCCCCAGCGCCUCCGUCAAUUCGUCCCUAGGCUAACACGGAGACGAUAAAUCACAGAUGACUACUAACUAUUAGUGCAAAUGAUCAAAACAUGAAGGAGGGUUUUAGUUUAUUAAUCAUGGAUGUCGAUGUUGUUGUAAUUUUUCUUUUAAUCCGAUCCCUUCGGAAGGAUAUAUAAUUAGCUUCUGUGUAGAAAAUUAAUUAGUAGAUGAUUAAUUGGUAGUUGAUUCAAUUUUAGUUGUGGAUGGCCAUUAAUUGUUUGAUGCUUUAACCUUCAAUUGACGUGUGAGAAAGAAGGAAUCCUUAUGCGAGCAGCGUGCGGCGAACCAGAGGAUGAAUGGCCGUGGGGGAUGGAGCCUACGCUAUAAAAGGAGGAGCAAUUGCUGCACCCAGUUGCCCUCCUCCCUUUUCCACUCUCUCUCAAUUCAAGUCGAUUCGAU